UAGUAACUACUUAUUUUACUUCAUAAUUUAAUUUAACUUCAAUGUUUCGUACUUGAAAAUCAAUUAAUUGAAAAUCAGUGAGAACAUUGAAUGACUAUUUCUUGUGGAAAUAAAGUAAUAAUAAAGAAUGGUUUCUUUGAAAGAGAAUAAUAGGCUUGGUAGAACCAAAACAAAAUACAUAGGAAUAAUAAAUUGUAUGUUCGUUGAAAUAGAGAGGAGAAUCUUCAACAUUUGACAGGGUCUGUACUAUAAAGCAGUUUUCCAAUUAGAAAUUCAAUUUUUUUUCGGUUUUAGUCUGUUUUUCAAUAAUUGUUAGUUCAUUGUGAUUAAUUUUUCAUGAUCAAAUGUUAAUGAAAAUGAAAGGUACAAAAACAAAUAACUCUGGCGAUGCCAUAGAUUUUAAUGUGAAAAUAAAAUCUAAGAUUUGUAAAUCCUUACAAACCUUUACUUAAGCGAUCAUAAAUAUUUAUUUUUUUGGAGUUAUAAGGGUACAAAGUAUUUUCGAUGAAGGAUUUCAAGAAAUCUACAAUAAUUAUCUAUUGAAAAAAGCAGUAUGUUUUUUGUUAUUUCUUCUUUUUUGAAAAGGGCUUAACAAAAAACCUUAUGCUAGAAAACAAACUAAAAACUAAUGAAGGAACUACUGUAUAUAUUGUGAGCCUUUUUUAUUAUUGGGAUAAUAUAUUAAGAUUCAGUUAAGCGAAUGAUGCAUUUAUGAGUUUAGGAAUGAAUAGAUGAGAUAAAAUCACUUUUCGGUAGUUUGGAACCCACUCAACUCUUUAUGUUCACUCAUCUCACGUCAUCAACCAUGCACAAUCCUGGAGUUUAAGCGAGCAUCAUCUUCAGCAAUAUUAACAGUCAUAUUAAACAAAAGCGUAUUUCUUUAUAUUAUAAGGACGAAUAUAGUUAUAAUCUAGAUGGGUCACACUUUUUCUUCUCUUAUCAUUUACAUGGUGAGUCAUUUUGAUAAUGGUGUUUCAAGUGGGCUAUAUCUAGAGACUCAGGCAGUCAGAAGCCUGCAAUACUAGGCCUACUUCCCGACAGCUUUCUCCCUCACCAUUUUAGAUUUCAGUUGUGUGUUGUGGCUGUUACAGACUACAAAGAUUAGUGUAGCAGUUACUGUCGAGUUGAUAGCUGCCAAGUGUGAAACUUAUAGGGCUUCUUUCUUUUAAAUCUUGCGACAGUUUCUUUUUGAAACCUUGGAUUGUUUGUCAUCAGGCAAAUUUUUUUGAAAACGUCCCAUGGUAUUAGAAUUCAAACAUGAGAAAAUUAUUAUCCUUUGUGAUUGUAUUCUUGGCCUGCUCGCUAAAUAAUAGUUUGGUAUACUCAAAAGAAGAAUCCUCUAAAAAUGCAACAUUACCAAAAUUUAUCACCUUCCCUUUGCAAUGGCAGCCGUCCCCUCGCAUGAGGAUGUUGGAAAUGGGAAUUCAUCCCCAAGUUAUUCAAAGUCUUGCUUCAAAGUAUACCAAAAAGCCUUCGAAACCAGUUAAAAAUGAUACAGUACAAAUUUUCAAAUAUUUGGAUAACGAGUUCUUUGCUCAAGUUUUGCUGGGCCACCCUGGUAAACCAUUCAACAUGAUUCUGGACACAUCGUGGGGAGACUCCUACGUUCCAUCAGCGUCUUGUCCCGAAACCAACAUCGCUUGUCGAUCGAAGAACAGGUACGACCACUCCAUAUCCUCUAAAUAUGUGAAUCCCAAUAAAAAAUAUAACGUCAGUGGAAUGAUCGGUGAUCUCGCUAUGGAUCUAUUGCAUUUGGGACACGUGAAUGUGACAAACUUCACAUUCGCCGAGUUGACCUAUGUGCCCAAGUCACUGCUGUUCAAUAAGGCCGAUGGAAUCCUGGGAAUGGCUUUCAAGGAGUUGAGUGCUUACAACACACUUCCCUUCUUCUACAGACUCACGGAGUUGAAUCCUCAAAUGGAAAAGGUCUUCUCGUUCUAUUUCAAUAGAAAUCCAGCAACCAAGAAAAGCGGUACUUUGGCAUUGGGAAUGGUCCAAACAAAGCAUUUCUUUGAGCCACUCAAUUAUUUCAAUGUUAUAUCGAAUAAUUACUGGGAAAUACAAAUGGACAAGGUGAUUUUUGAAGAGAGCAAGACUAGCAACUACACUCUUUGCCCGGCUGGCUGCAAAGCACUGUUUGACACGGGCACCUCGACCAUAGGAGUUACACCUGCCGAUCUCGACAAAAUAAACCGCAUCACUAGAGCCACCGAAGUACUCAAAUUUGGUCGAUUCUCGGUCGAUUGUAAUACUAUCAAUAAACUUCCUGACAUACAUUUCAUUUUCAACGGAAUCGAGCAUAGUAUAAAAGGAAAAGAAUACGUUCAAAAUUUCAACUUGGGACCGCUGCACUUUUGUGUGACUGCCUUCGUAGCUUCGCCCCUGCCCGAGACCUGGACUCUCGGAGGCACUUUCCUUUACAGACAUUACUCAGUUUUCGAUUUGCAAAAGAGACAGAUUGGGCUUGCCAAAGUCAAAUUCUAAAGUUGUCCAGUUUAAAAUGUUUAUUUGUGCGUAUAGGAACUGCAGUUCAUCAUUUUCUCUCUGAAGGGAAGUCUGAAGCCCGAUAGCCUUGUCUAGGAUAACAGCAUCUGUGAGGGAGGAGAAACACAACAUUUUUCCUCCUCCUACAACAAUAUUUUUAUCAAUGUCUCUUUCUCGGUUUCUCCAUGGUACUUUUUGGUCUAGAAACAUUGCACCAACACAAAAUACAUCCAUGCUACUUAACUACAUGCUAUUAUUAUUUUAUCCUUUGUUCUUUGGUGCCAAAAAAAUACAAAUGGAAUGUAACCAUGCUACCUUUCUACAUGCUGUAAUACCGGAAGCUGUAAUGUUCUCCACAACGAACUAAGCAGGCGAUACAUGCGACGAAAUUGCGGUAUUCUAUUCGAAUGGGGCUACUUUCAGUAUAGUAGGACUUGAAGUAUUGUACUUACUUAUUUUUGUCUCGUUGAUGAAAAAGUAGUACAUUUUUUAUUCUGAUUCAAAGCGUAAAAUACCACUUCAUAUACGGUAGUAGUUGGAGGAGAAAUGAUUCAUCAAUACAACAACGCAUAUAGGCCUACUGUACUUCAAUUUUAUAAUUUUAGAAAAUAUUUUUGAACUAUUCACUAGAAUUAUUAGUAUAAAUUCAACAUUUGUAAGACCAAAAAUUUACCAUGGUUAUAGAGUACUUUUUUCUUUUUCUAUGCAUUCAAUGACUGAAUGUUCUAUGAUUUUGUUAAAGGUACCUAAUAAAAUAAUAUAAAAAAUCA
Messenger RNA from Nilaparvata lugens (brown planthopper), 3254 nucleotides. RefSeq names its product aspartic protease 4. Gene Ontology annotation, biological process: proteolysis; cell death. The coding region runs from base 1258 to 2484 and encodes 408 amino acids. The record is from RefSeq and is a predicted model, not a curated record. Gene Ontology annotation, cellular component: lysosome. Gene Ontology annotation, molecular function: aspartic-type endopeptidase activity. Lineage: Eukaryota; Metazoa; Arthropoda; Insecta; Hemiptera; Delphacidae. The transcript has 9 exons.